Molecule: messenger RNA, 4005 nt
Organism: Styela clava
Lineage: Eukaryota; Metazoa; Chordata; Ascidiacea; Stolidobranchia; Styelidae
Source: RefSeq, a predicted model, not a curated record
AAUAGUAUUCACAGAUCAUACUUCAAGAUUUUUGAUACUUAUAAUUAACUUGGAGCAACAUCUUUUCGUCAUUGAAAUAUGCCAGUUCUCAUCAAUUGCAUCUUUGAUUAGAAGACAACUACAAACGAAGGGUUCCGCAGAGGCGUUUACAAAUUCAUACGCCAAACCAACUAUUUAAUCAGGAAUUUUGUGGAAAAUGCAUGGAGAAAAACUACAUACUUGUGAGCACUGUGGAAAACAUUUUGCUAGAAAUUCUUACUUAGAGUGCAUUUACGAAAUCAUACUGGAGAAAAGCCAUUUGUUUGUAAACAAUCAUACAAAUUGUCCGGACAAUAAACAAUCAUCCUCCAAAAAUAAGCCCUAGUGUCAUUUUCGGAAGAAACUUAAAAUAAAAACCGGUCUUAUUUUUGGAGAAAUAUGGUUCUCAAAAAUUGCAUAUCUGAUUAGAAGGCAGCUACAAUUGAAGGGCCUCCGCAAGGGCAUUCACGAAUUCAUACGCCAAACCAACUAUUUAAUCAGGAAUUUUGUGGAAAAUGCUCGGCGAAAAACCUCAUACUUGUGAGCACUGUGGAAAACGUUUUGCUAGAAAUACUUUCUUGAAAGUGCAUUUACGAAUUCAUACAGGAGAAAAGCCAUUUGUUUGUAAACAAUGUGGAAAGUGUUUUACAGUAAAUUCUCAUUUGAAAAGACAUAUUCUAACCCAUACAGGAGAAAAGCCUUACGUUUGUGAACACUGUGGAAAGCAAUUUUCUCAAAGUUCUUUCCUAAAAGGACAUAUCCGAUCCCAUACUGGAGAAAAGCCAUACACUUGUAAACAAUGCGGAAAGCGUUUUGGUUUCACCUCACAAUUAAAACGACAUAUCCGAAUUCAUACUAGAGAAAAGCCAUAUAGUUGUGAACAUUGUGGAAUGUAUUUCGCACAAAAAACCCAUCUUAAAAGGCAUAUUCGAACCCAUACUGGUAUAAAGCCAUACACUUGUAAAUAUUGUCAAAUGCGUUUCACUGAAAAUUAUAACUUGAGAAAUCAUAUUCUGAGCCAUACAGGGGAAAAAUCAUACCAUUGUAAGCAAUGUGGAAAGCGUUUUCCACGUACUUCUGAUUUGAAACAGCAUAUUCUAAUUCACACUGGAGAAAAGCCAUAUGCUUGUGAACACUGUGGAAAGCGAUUCUUACAAAACUCUCAUUUAACAAGGCAUAUACGAAUCCAUACUGGAAUAAAACCAUAUCUUUGUGAAAAGUGUCCGAAGCGUUUUAGUGAUGGUUGUAUAUUGAAAAGUCAUUUUAUUAAAGCUCAUACAAUAGAAAAACUGUGUAAGCGUUGUGGAAAGCGAUUCCCAAGUAAAUAUGAUUUGAAACUGCAUACUCAAAUUCAUGCCGGAGAAAGACCACAUGCUUGCGAAUUAUGUGAAAAGUCAUUUUUCAAAAAUGCUGAAUUGAUAAGGCAUAUCCGAACUCAUACUGGAGAAAGACCAUAUGCUUGUGAGCAAUGUGGGAAGCGUUUCAAUAUGAAUUCUCACUUAACAAGGCAUAUUCGAACCCAUACUGGAGAAAAGCCAUAUGGCUGUGAGCUUUGCGGCGCAUAUUUCUCACAAAGAUACUAUUUAAAAUUUCAUAUACGAACUCAUACUGGAGAAAAGCCAUACGGUUGUGAACAUUGUGGAAAGUAUUUUUCUGCAAAGUGCAAUUUGAAAAUCCAUAUUCGUACCCACACUGGAGAAAAACCAUAUGCUUGUGAGCAAUGUGGGAAGCGUUUUAAUGUGAAUUCUCACUUGAAAAACCAUAUUCGUAUUCAUACUGGAGAAAAACCAUAUGAAUGUGAGCAAUGUGGGAAGCGUUUCAAUGAGAAAUCUCACUUGAAAACCCAUAUUCGUAUCCAUUCUGGAGAAAAACCAUAUGUUUGUGGGCAAUGUGGGAAGCGUUUUAAAGUGAAUUCUUACUUGAAAACCCAUAUUCGUACCCAUACUAAGGAAUAGCCAUGCAGUUGUAAUGGAAGUGGAAAGCUCUUAUCAAAAAACCUAAUUUUCUCCCACAAUUCCAACUUGAAAACACAUGUACGAACCCAUACUGGUGUCAAUUGUUGGGGACAAUGAGAGAUUUCAAGAGUACACACUGGAGAAUAACUGUUUGAAUGUGAAGUGUGGAAAACAUCAUCUAUGCAAAAUAGACAAUUGAAAGUUAAUAUGUAGCAAACUUCAAAGAAUAUAAUAAAAUUAUAUAAUUGCAUCAAUAGUGAUGACUCUUCUGUUAUAAAAAUCAUUUGUGAUCCAUGGGAAAGCAAUAUCAUGUGCCUGUACUGGAAAUAAACAGGUUACUCUAACAACAGCUGAACAAUCAUCUACUUGUCGUAAUUUUGAUUUGCUGUUUAACAUUGUUAGCAUUGUUGGGUACUUCCAUAGUAUGCGAACUAAGAUCAUUGACACCGGAACAUAGUAUGUUUACAAGGUUGGGGUCAGGCCAUGAUUACAAGUACAAAUACUUCAGGAGUCACAUGGGCUAAAAAAUUAUGGCCUACCCGGGUACACAUACUAUGUUUCGUUGUCCCCCAUUUUGGUUCACAUACUAAGGGGGUACCCAUUGUUGAGUAUUUGCUUUUGUAUAGUACAGUUUGUUAAUUACUCUUAUAUGCUCGCACAGUCUUGUUCAUUUGGAUUUUCUAAUGUGUACUACGAUGGAAUAGUUCAUAUUUGACGGGUGCCAAAGUAUUGCUUGUUUUUCUUAAACUGAGAAUAUUUUUACCUAUUUUUCGAGUAUGUAUGUGCAGCAGCAGAAAAUAAACUGCUUGGUUUAAAAUUUUGCUUCGCUUAAUCUGUUGCUUUGACAUUGUUUAUUAUUGAUAUAGCAUUCACAUUUGCAGAAUGGACCAUUUUAACCUUUAAUGAAAUAAUGUUAUUUAAUUUAGCAACAUUUGGUACCUAGCAAAAAAUUAAUUUGAUACUUUUGAACUAAAGUACAUAUUGGUUUCUAAGAGUUCCAAUGUUCUUCAACAGUCAACACCCUUCUGUUAAUAGCAUAUUAAUGCAGUGAAACUAGGGUAUACCAAAUUAUUUUUCUUUAUGUGCUUUGAUAGAGCUGUAGUUUAUAUUUUAAUAUUUGUAUAAUUGUAGACUUUGAUAUUUCAAUUGUAUUUCAGCAUAUUUUUUUGUGCCAAUCGAAUUCGUUUGUGCGACUCGACAAUAUAUGAACGUAUAGCAUGACACUGUCUGCUUUCGACCUCUGUUGGAGUCUGUGAGGUUUUCCCAUUAAAUAUGUGCUUUAUACAAUUUCCUGGAACUUGCCUUGGGGAUCACUCUUAUAGGGGGAAGUUGGUGUCUUUCAAAAAAGCGGCCUCAACACGAGGGCGAAGACGAUAAUUAUUUUCUGCUUUCUGCAUAGAAUUGCGGAAUUGUGUGGCGUGUCGAUUUUCAAUGGUGUUUUCGCGGCCCUGUCAUAUUAGCAAAAGAUACUUGUCCUCCUGUAAUAAAGGUUGCAUACCCCUGCUAUAGAUAUUAAUAAAGGACUGAAUUCACAACUAAAAAUAAAACGAAGAAAAACACGAUCAGUUUAAUUUGAUGGCUUUUAAGUACAGUACAUAUUGGUUUCUUCGAAUUCCCAUGUUCUUCAACUCCCUUCUGUUAUAAGCAUAUUAGUGCAAGGAAACUAGGUUACACCAAAUUGUUUUUCUCUUUGUGCUUCGAUAGAGUCGUAGUUUGUAUUUUAAUAUUUGUAUAUUGAAUGUGGCAGUGCUGUAUCUACGUAAAAUCGCACCCGUGGCAAAGUCUUGAAAUACACCCCUUGAUAGUUGUUGAAAAUCUAUAAUGACUAUUGAUGAAAUACGAGUUUCAGUUAUUUCCAAUUUGAAAUUAUUUCAUUGAAACUUUUUAUAAUUAAUACUUUUCACCUUUUUUUGCGCUCCUAUUCAAACAUCGCUCAUGGCUCGAGCCAUGGCUGCCACACCCUAGAUAGGAUACGCCACUGACACCGAUGGAAUUUUGUUUUUUAUGUUUAUUACGGUACAAUUCUCAAUCA